AUGCCCUGUGUUUAUAACACAUACGGUUUUCUUGAUUUAACUAUUUUGCUCGAAUAUGCUGAGUUUGCUAAUGCUUUAACAGAAUUCGUCUUGAAUACCAUCGUCUUGGACUAUGUAACGAGAACAUCAAUGAGAAACUAUGAGAGUAUGUUACGUACUACAACGACACAUGGUAAUGCAUGUAUUCAAUUGUAUAAUAUUAAUUUGGAUGCAGAUUAUCUUAUGUUUGGUAAACGUUUGAGGACAAUAUGUGUUCAAUCGCGAUCGGCAUUCUACGAUGUAAAAACAACACGUCAGACACAUCCUGAAUGGAUUGUUCGUUUUCCCGUUAUGUUUCGUCGGGCACUACGUGUAUUUGCUUGUAAUUUGAAAUAUUAUUUGAAAAAAAUUGCUGAAAUUGAAAAUUAUGUGGUGAAAAAUGAUCUAGAAGGUGAAAUGAUACGAUAUCAUGCAGUUGGAGCGGCAUUAACUACGAUCAAAUAUGAUUUAGUCACGCUGUAUUUAACAAUUCGUAGUGGAGGAUUAACAGCAAUGAAUACAAACUUUUUAAUUCCGUUAUUGAGUGAUACCCAAAAAUGGAUUACUUAUGCUUAUUACCAAAUAAAGCAAAUAUUAGCUUGUCUACCAGGAUCAGAAAUGAAUCGGCGAAUAGGUAAACAACGUCAGCUUAUCUCUAAAUGGCAAUCAUUAACUUCAAAAAAGUGUAUCAAAACUGUAAAACCAAAAUAUUUUCAAAAAAGAAUGAGUAAACAACAAACACCAGUUGAUGAUUCAUUUAUUCGAUCAUCACAAAGUGAAAAAUUAAGAGCCAUGUCGGACAUUUCUAUGAAGACAUCAAAACAACAACUAAAGAUAAUAACCGAUAAUUCACAAAAAGGUGUCACACCGAAAAGAGAUAUAUUGGAUAUGUCAAAGAAACAUCGUACUUCUACGAAUCGUGACUCAUCACCAUCAGAGCAAACAGCUGUUCGAAUAACAACAAGAGUGCCAGCAGUUUCUGACAGACUGUCAAGUGCAAAUUUUCAACGAGAACAAUCACGAGAGCAUGUUGAUGAAUCAACAAAUGCAUUUGUACAACGAAAAAAACGUAUCAAAAGAAAAAUUCUCAACGAUUAUGAUUUAACAAACGAUUUUUUUUCACCAAGUUUUCUUCUUCGAACAAAAAUGAGACAGUUUUAUUAUAAAAAUGAUGAUUAUCCAUCAUCAGAUGAUUUUGUUAUUCGAAACCAUCGUGAAAUAUCACAACCUGUGGUGAGAACGAGAAUAAGAAAAACACUAAAAGUUAAAGCAAAUAGUCAUAACCAUUUACAAUUGAUCCGAUAG
This is a messenger RNA of Didymodactylos carnosus, 1323 nucleotides long. The record is from the annotation of a GenBank genome assembly. Lineage: Eukaryota; Metazoa; Rotifera; Eurotatoria; Philodinida; Philodinidae.